AUAAAUAAAAUAAAAAACAGUAGAUGCUCUGUUCUUGAUCUUUUGAUUCCUUAUAUAGUCAAUCUUGAAAAUUAUUGAUCAUGGUGUCGGAAUCUAUGAGCAUAUCAGUGAACGGACAAUCUCAAGUGCCUCCCGGGUUUAGGUUUCACCCAACUGAGGAAGAGCUGUUGCAGUAUUAUCUCCGGAAGAAAGUCAAUAGCAUCAAGAUCGAUCUCGACGUUAUUCGCGACGUCGAUCUCAACAAGCUUGAGCCUUGGGAUAUUCAAGAGAUGUGUAAAAUAGGAACAACGCCUCAGAACGACUGGUAUUUCUUUAGCCACAAGGACAAAAAAUAUCCAACGGGAACGAGAACUAACCGAGCCACGGCGGCCGGAUUUUGGAAAGCAACGGGCCGCGACAAGAUCAUAUAUAGUAAUGGCCGUAGGAUUGGGAUGAGAAAGACUCUUGUCUUCUACAAAGGUCGAGCUCCUCACGGCCAAAAAUCUGAUUGGAUCAUGCAUGAAUAUAGACUCGACGACAACAUUUUUUCCUCUGAGGAUAUCACCGUUCGUGAGGUGGUGAGUGUUAUUGGGGAGGCGUCACAAGACGAAGGAUGGGUGGUGUGUCGAAUAUUCAAGAAGAAGAAUCUUCACAAAACCCUAAGCAGUCCCAUUGGAGGACCUUCCAUGAGUGUCGGCAGCGGAGACACGGCGAGGACGACGUCGUCGUCUCAGAUCUUCAACGAUGAUACUCUCGAGCAAUUCCUAGAACUUAUGGGGCGAUCUUGUAAAGAAGAGCUAAAUCUAGACCCGUUCAUAAAACUCCCAAACCUCGAGAGCCCUAACAGUCAAACAGUCAACAACAUGUGCCACGUCAGCUCUCCUGACACAAAUAAUGAUGUCCACGUCAGCAACGUGGUCGACACUAGCUUCGUUACUAGCUGGGCCGCUUUAGACCGGCUUGUGGCCUCGCAGCUAAACGGCCCCACAUCGUACUCAAUCACAGCCGACGAAAGCCACGUGGAUCAAGAUCAUCUCGCCUUGCCUCCCGUCCGAUCUCCCUACCCUAGCCUAAACCGGUCCGGUUCGUACAACGCCGGUUUAACGCAGGAAUAUACACCGGAGAUGGAGCUAUGGAAUACGACGACAUCAUCUCUAUCAUCAUCGUCUGACCCAUUUUGUCACGUGUCAAAUGGUGGUGGAUAAGGGAAAAGAGGGAGACACACACAGAAAGAAGAUAUCUCACAUUUGUGUAGAAAGAUAUAAUCAUACCAUAUAGUUGUUGAGACAUUAAAAAAG
Eutrema salsugineum is the source of this 1277-nucleotide messenger RNA. Its product is annotated as NAC domain-containing protein 43. Gene Ontology annotation, molecular function: DNA binding. The record is from RefSeq and is a predicted model, not a curated record. Bases 81 to 1184 code for a protein of 367 amino acids. Gene Ontology annotation, biological process: regulation of DNA-templated transcription. Lineage: Eukaryota; Viridiplantae; Streptophyta; Magnoliopsida; Brassicales; Brassicaceae. The transcript has 3 exons.